This is a messenger RNA of Cydia fagiglandana, 3889 nucleotides long. RefSeq names its product WD repeat and HMG-box DNA-binding protein 1-like. Gene Ontology annotation, biological process: DNA repair; DNA-templated DNA replication; mitotic cell cycle. Bases 165 to 1460 code for a protein of 431 amino acids. Lineage: Eukaryota; Metazoa; Arthropoda; Insecta; Lepidoptera; Tortricidae. Gene Ontology annotation, molecular function: chromatin binding; protein binding. Gene Ontology annotation, cellular component: nuclear replication fork. The record is from RefSeq and is a predicted model, not a curated record. The transcript has 9 exons.
UAUUAGUUACUCGAACAGAUUGAAAUGAUGGAAGUUUGUUCCCGCCAAAUGAAACGUCAAAGUCAAAUUUAGUCGAUUUGUUUUGAGGUUGUUCAUGUAUUUUGUGCAAGUUAAAAUAGUUUAAUAAUUACGGAUUAAAUCACAUGCGAUUAAUUUAGAUAAAAAUGAAAAUAGAUAGUAGACCCCUAAGAUAUGCUCAUGCAGAGGGUUAUACGGAUGUUUGCUACACUGAAGACGGACAGCAUAUAAUUACUUGCGGCAAUGACGGAGAUGUUCGAAUAUGGGUUGACAUAAAAGACGACGAUCGUAACUCCCAUUGCGUUGGAGAGAGCGCGACAGCGGUGUGUUUUAAAGACAAGAGGCUGUAUGUGGCUACUGAUAAUCAUGCUGUACAAGCUUACACAUUCCCGGCUUUCGACAAAGACGGUAUUGUCACUAGAUUUACUGCAUCGGUAACACAAAUUAUGACAAGCACUAAAAGUCGCAUGGAUUUUGAGCCAUCUGAGGGCAGGUACCUGGCUUACCCCAACAACAGGGAAGUGACCUUAUUGGAGUAUGAGACUUGGGGACAAAGGAUGACAUUCACACACAGCUCAAUAAAAUGUGCAAUAUCCCAAUGUCGCUUUUCACCAUGUGGUCAAUAUUUGGCGGCAAGCACCAUAGCCGGGCAGAUAGCGGUGUGGGAAGUACAGUCCGGUACUUGCACGGGCAUCAUCGAGCAUCCCACAUCACAUAAUGUUACAGCGAUAGCAUGGAACCCUAAAGGAAAUGGUGUGUUGGCGUAUUGCGAUGUGUCCGGGCAGCUGGGUGCACUGAUGAAUUGCUAUGGCAAGGACAGCAAGGCUGAUGCUGAUGCGCCUGACGAUGUUGAAAUGGUGGAGAGAGCUGAUGAUGGUAAUGACUUGGACAAUUUGAUCGAAAACUAUAACAGUGACGACGAUGACAACGCGAUAUCGCUAGAGAAGCUCAAGAAUGAAACGCUAGGGUUGGGGACAGUGAGAGACGAAGACGAGUCAAGACCCGUGUCGCGGCACGAGCCGGCGGCGACCACGGUGCCGCCGCAGGCGCCGUUCCAGCUUUCUGCGACCCCGGGACACCUUGAACAUAGAUACAUGUGCUGGAACGACAUCGGCAUAGUCCGAUGCCACACGCAGGAGAACGGCGAGUCGACCAUUGACGUAGAGUUCCACGACACCAACCUCCACCACGGGAUCAAUCUCAACAACUACCUGAAUCACACCAUGGCCAGCCUGUCUGCGAGCGUGCUGGUGUUGGCCUGUGAAACGUCUAGCAAACUAGUAUGCAUAUCGCUGGUCGGCAGCAGCAAGGAGUGGAGCGUUUCCAUGCCCGAUACCGAGGAGAUCCUGUGCGUCACGGCGGGCAGCGACGUCGUCGCGUGUGCGACUAACGCGAGGUUGCUGCGGCUGUUCACGCCAAUGGGCACGCAGAGACAGGUCUGAUGAUGCUUCGACUUCAAGGGUAAAAACGAAUAAAACCACAGAUUGUAUACGAGGAACACCGCCAAAAUAUGGCUACAGCAACAUAGAAAUGACUCCACGAAAAAAAAAACUUGUAAAAAAGUUGCAGCGAACACAGUGUUUGUUAUCAUCACUCUCAAAAACAUCCGUCGAUUUGGACAAAUUAGAUUCCGAUUUUCUGAAAAAUGUUGUAUCAGACUCUCUGAAAAAUCAAGCCCGGAAACCUAGAGGCAAGCGAUGGAAUUUAAUUAACAAAAUUUCUGCUGUACUUUCAUAAAGUAUCUUCUGUAAUGCUAGAUCCAAAACAAAAACAUAAAAUGAAAGUGAAAUAUGCCGCUCAAACUCUAAGUAAUACUUUCGCAGCUAUUCUAAAGAUGAUUGCAGAAAAAUAUGAAGACACAGAGUACGGAAAAGAAGUGGCACAAACAUCCGAGGUAGUACGGGACCUUAAUAAUUUAUUUGAUUCUACUAAUGGCCCAUCAAACCCAAAAGAUGUAAUAAAGGGACGAAGACAAAAUGUGUCUCGUAAAACCAAUCACAUAGAAAUCUGGAAUAGUUUUUUGAAAAAGCUGAAGUCAAUGGAGUUCAUGAAAUCAGAUAGCAGGUUAAGAUUAAAAAGAGUCAGAUGCGUGGAAGGUUAUAUUGUAACCAUAAAUUCGCUUAAAGAUAUCUGGUGUUAUUGUAAGGAUCAAGGAUUUAACUAUUUGAAUUUACGCUCACUGAAUCAAGACGCUCUUGAAAACCUAUUCGGACUUAUACGACAGAAUAGCCCUACAAAUCGAAAUCCUACCUGCACACAUUUUGUAAGUGCAUUGAAAUCAAUUCAUAUUUCUGGAAUGAAUGCACCACAUAACCGAGGAUCUAAUUGCGAAGAAGAUUUGAACAAGUUAUUGCUUGUCAAUCCAUUAUGCCAACAUGAUGUUGAUGGUGAUGAGAAACUCACAUCAAUGACUACCAAUGAAGAAGAAGAAUAUCCUGUUUUAAUGAUACCUGAAAAUGAAUUAGAGGAGCAAAUUGAAACAGAUUUAACAGACAUAGAAAAUCAACCUAUUGUAUAUUUAAGCGGUUACAUAGCUUAUAGACUGUUGAAGAACGUAAGCUGUCAAAUGUGUUCUAAUUUGCUGAAACUGGAAGAUGUUACAGAUCACCCAAUGUAUAAAUUUAUAAGCUUGCGGGAGUGGUGGCAAGAAAAGAAAUCAUUAACGUACCCAUCUAUCCAGCUGUGUCGUACAAUUGAGGAAGCGAAAAACUAUUUUGAAAAAAAUAGUCAUUUAUUAUAUGAAGAAAAUGUCGGGCAAAUGUUUUGCACACUCUUUGCGGCAAACAUUAACAUAACCUGGUGGACAUGUAAGGAACAUGAGGAUUUCAUGAAAAAACAAUUAUUUUGGCUUGUGACCAAAAUCUUAAUUAGAAGACAGUGCCAAAUAUUACAUUCGGAUAUUAUUAAAACAGAAGAAAUUUCUGCGAACGCUGCAAAGAUAGCUCAACUAAGAAGCGCUGCAAAAUAAUAUAUGUAAUAACGAGUAUGCAAUAUCAAUUCCACGCGGACGAAGUCGCGGGCAACACCGCGACUUCGUCCGCGUGGAAUCUUAUCUUCAACAUUUUACAUCUUUAGUACCUAUAAUUUUCAUAUCCAAGCAAUGUUGACAUUUUUUAGCAAGUUGUAUGAAGUUUUAAGUCAAGUGGAUUUUGAUGUUGGUUGCUGAAAUUACUUUUCUUGUAUUCUCAUAAUAGGUACCUAUACAAAGAUUCAAGUUCCGCAUUCCGCACUCACUAAAUAUCUGAUCUCCAUACAAACUUUCAACCCCUUUUUCACCACCUUAGGGGAUGAAUUUUCAUAAAUGCUGAAAUGAGUUUUCUUGUAUUUUAAUUUAAAACGUUUUUACAAAGUUUCAAGUUCCUUGCUUAAAAUAAAAUUUGCACCCGCAGACAAACUUCCAUCCCCUUUUUAACCUCCUUAGGGGUUGAAAUUCCAAAAACGUUGCAAUCACUUUUUUUUGCAAUCGGCUAUUAUGCCUUUCUAAGAAGUUUCAAAACCAUUUGUAAUGGAUUCAAACUUUCAACCCCUUUUUAACCCUGUUAGGGGAUGAAUUUUACAAAACGCUGAAAUUACUUUUCCUGUCUUCUAAUAAUAUCCCUAAAUACAAAGAUUCAAGUCCAACACUCGAAAAAAUGUUUGAUAUCCAUACAAACUUUCAACCCCUUUUUCAUCACUUUAGAGGUUGAAUUUUCAAAAACGCUGGAAUUAGUUUUCUUGUAUUUAAAUAAUAUAUCUUUUAACGAAGUUUCAAAUUCGUAGCUCAAAAGAAAACUUUAACCCCAUACAAAUUUUACGUUCAUAACAUAAGCGUAUUGUAAUAAUAAACUAUCUGUAUCAUAUCUUUAAUAUGUUAAAUAAAAUUAUUUUUAUA